CUCUGCCCAGUAAUAUUGACAAAAGAGUGAAUAGAGAUGUCCCCAAAUUAAACACUGUCUACAGAAAUAUAACAAAAAAAGAGGUGUGGUGUAAACAAGUUAUCAUUUUUUCUUCUCAUAAAUAGGGAAUGUGAUUGACUCCUCUUAAUCUUUUUAUACGUCUAUUUUGUUAUUAAUGGGACUCGGAGGAUUAUUUCGUUAGAAGGUAAAUAGGCACUCGUUGGUUUGUCUGUCUUUAAAAAAAAAGGCAAAAUAGCCUUCCUGCUGGUUUGCCGCUACUUGGAGAGGCUACUCUUACAUAAUUGGAAGCAUUUUAGUUUAAUAUUGUAUAAUAGAGGAUAACAACUUGCCACAGUAUUCGUUCCGGACAACAGAGGAUCAAGCAGGGCUAUGUCCUCGGCAGCAACCACACCUCCAUCUGUGGACAAAGUGGACGGAUUUUCACGGAAGUCUGUCAGGAAGGCCAAGCAGAAGCGAUCGCAGAGUUCGUCCCAAUUCCGGUCUCAGGGCAAAACCAUCGAGCUCACGCCCCUGCCCCUGCUCAAGGACGUGCCAGCGCCGGAGCAGCCGGAGCUGUUCCUGAAGAAGCUGCAACAGUGCUGUACUGUUUUUGACUUCAUGGACACGCUGUCUGACCUAAAGAUGAAAGAGUACAAGCGCUCCACGCUCAACGAACUGGUGGACUAUGUCACCGUCAGCAGGGGCUACCUGACAGAACAGGCCUACCCGGAGGUUGUCAAAAUGGUGUCUUACAACAUAUUCCGGACCCUUCCGCCCACGGACAGUAGUGAGUUUGACCCAGAGGAGGAUGAACCCACACUCGAGGCCUCAUGGCCGCACUUACAGCUGGUGUAUGAGUUCUUCAUACGAUUCUUGGAGAGUCAAGAAUUCCAGCCCAGCAUUGCCAAAAAGUACAUAGACCAGAAAUUUGUUCUACAGCUCUUGGAGCUAUUUGACAGUGAGGAUCCUCGGGAGAGAGACUACCUGAAAACAGUCUUACACAGAAUCUAUGGGAAAUUCCUGGGGCUGAGGGCUUUUAUACGAAAACAGAUCAAUAAUAUUUUUCUACGUUUUGUUUAUGAGACUGAGCACUUUAACGGGGUUGCUGAGUUACUGGAGAUCUUGGGAAGCAUAAUCAAUGGUUUUGCCCUGCCGCUCAAAGCAGAGCACAAACAGUUUCUGGUCAAAGUGUUGAUCCCCCUCCACACUGUCAGGAGUCUGUCCCUCUUCCAUGCACAGUUGGCGUAUUGCAUUGUACAGUUCCUAGAGAAAGACCCAGCGUUAACAGAACCAGUCAUCAGGGGCUUACUGAAGUUCUGGCCAAAAACCUGCAGUCAAAAAGAGGUUAUGUACCUGGGGGAGCUGGAGGAGAUCCUAGACGUGAUUGAACCGACACAGUUCGUCAAGAUCCAGGAGCCGCUUUUCAAACAGAUCUCCAGAUGCGUAUCCAGCCCACACUUCCAGGUGGCAGAGAGGGCCCUGUACUACUGGAACAAUGAGUACAUCAUGAGUCUGAUUGAGGAGAACUCCAGCGUUAUCUUACCCAUCAUGUUCGCCAGCCUGUACAGGAUCUCCAAAGAACACUGGAACCCGGCGAUAGUGGCGUUGGUGUACAACGUACUGAAAGCCUUCAUGGAGAUGAACAGUACCUUAUUUGAUGAGCUCACAGCUACUUACAAGUCAGACCGCCAGCGUGAGAAGAAGAAGGAGAAGGAGAGGGAGGAGCUUUGGAAGAAGUUAGAGGACCUGGAGCUGAAGAGGAGCCUUAGGCGUGACGGGAUAAUUCCCACUUAACGAAGCGCCACGCUCCUCUCCCAUCCAUGUCCACCGGAGCACGCCCCGUGGAUCCUGUGCGGCCAUCUGGAACGGCAUGGAGCGACCGUGUUUUUGUUGUUUUUUUUCUGUAUUGUGCGACUUACUUUAUGGUAGAUUCACACGUUGUUUAAUUAUUUCAACAGCACUGUAAAUAACUUUUAUCCUUUAACUGCCAUUAUUGCGAAAUAAAAAUUGUAAAAAAAAUAAAACGCGAUAAGGAACUUGUGUGGGGGUAAAAAUAUACUUUGGACAUUAAGACUUGAAAUGAACAGCAAAGUUAAAACAAUCUGUUAACUUCCCUCCUAUUUGAGAACCCUACCCACUCUCCUUGAAUACAAACCCAUUUUCCAUAUCUGGUUCUACUCUUUGCUCUUUCUCUCUCCUCUCUGUCCCUCUCACACUUUGGUGCUUCUGUACCUCUCUCCCUUUUGUGGGACGUCCUGACUGAGUGAGAUACCUGGGAGGCCCCGCCCUGACCAAGAGGGCACCCCUUCUCUCUGUAAGGACCACCCUCUGACCCCUCCUGACCUGACUCAUGCUGAAGCAAUGCUGGUAUUAUAUUAUAUGGACCCAUUAGCCAUGAGGAAAUUAAUUUAACCCCUCCUCCAAGAGGCGAACAUGUUAAGGUCCUGUAUGUACAGGGACUAAAAUACAAUAAAAACAGGAGGGGAAGAAGGAAGAUCUCCAUACACAUACUUACAUUCAUUCUCUCGCACAAUUUUUCUCCCCACUUCCACAUUUGUUUCUUUUCACUUGUGUGUGUCUCUCCCCAAUGAUUGAUUGGUUUCUGUCAGUUCAGUUGUCUCUUUUGUUUUGUGGACUUUGACCCUGCAGUACCAGGUAGCCUGGUAUCAGUCUGGUACUGGUACCCUCCAGCCACACAGAAAAUAGGAUUUUUUUUUUUUUUUUACGAUUGCGAGCUAUAGAGGAGCACCAAACUCUCCUAUUGUGAAAAGGAGUGUCACUCCCAAGUGUGCUUUACACAGUAUUACAAAUCUGUAUAUUGUUAUUAAACGCAGUACACUGA
This is a messenger RNA of Oncorhynchus gorbuscha (pink salmon), 2842 nucleotides long. Its product is annotated as serine/threonine-protein phosphatase 2A 56 kDa regulatory subunit epsilon isoform-like. Gene Ontology annotation, molecular function: protein phosphatase activator activity. Gene Ontology annotation, cellular component: nucleus; cytosol; protein phosphatase type 2A complex. NCBI's taxonomy places the organism in Eukaryota, Metazoa, Chordata, Actinopteri, Salmoniformes, Salmonidae. The record is from RefSeq and is a predicted model, not a curated record. Bases 391 to 1794 code for a protein of 467 amino acids. Gene Ontology annotation, biological process: signal transduction; protein dephosphorylation. The transcript is spliced from 14 exons.